UGUCUCCCAGCUGCCGGGCUCCGCUCUUUCGCUGCGCUCUGACCCCCCGGGAACGCCGCGCCAAUUUAGGGCGCUGCGGGACCCGCCACCCGGGACGCCCGUCCCUCCCCGGGCCUCUGCUCGCUUGCCCGCCCGCGAGUCCGUUCCCCUCGUCGGCCUCUCGGAUCGGGGACGUAGGGCGAGCUGAGAGCAGGCCCGGGGAGGGUGGUGACCACCGCGGAGGAGCUGUGGCUGUCAAGAUGAUAGAGGUACUGACAACUGACUCUCAGAAACUGCUACACCAGCUGAACACCCUGUUGGAACAGGAGUCUAGAUGUCAGCCAAAGGUCUGUGGCUUGAAACUAAUUGAGUCGGCACGUGAUAAUGGCCUCAGAAUGACCGCAAGACUCAGGGACUUUGAAGUGAAAGACCUACUCAGUCUAACCCAGUUCUUUGGCUUCGACACGGAGACGUUUUCCCUAGCUGUGAAUUUACUGGACAGAUUCUUGUCUAAAAUGAAGGUACAGGCGAAGCAUCUUGGGUGUGUUGGAUUGAGCUGCUUUUAUUUGGCUGUCAAAUCGACAGAAGAGGAAAGGAAUAUCCCAUUGGCUACUGAUUUGAUCCGAAUAAGUCAGUAUAGGUUCACGGUUUCCGACUUGAUGAGAAUGGAAAAGAUUGUGUUGGAGAAAGUAUGUUGGAAAGUCAAAGCUACUACUGCCUUUCAAUUUCUGCAACUCUAUUACUCACUCAUUCAAGAGAACUUGCCAUUUGAAAGGAGGAACGAUCUUAAUUUUGAAAGACUAGAAGCCCAACUUAAGGCAUGCCACUGUAGGAUCAUAUUUUCUAAGGCAAAGCCUUCUGUGCUGGCAUUGUCUAUCAUUGCUUUGGAGAUCCAAGCACUAAAGGAUGUAGAGUUAACAGAAGGAAUCGAAUGUAUUCAGAAACAUUCCAAGAUAAAUGGCCGAGAUUUGACCUUCUGGCAAGAGCUGGUAUCCAAGUGUUUAACUGAGUAUUCAUCAAACAAGUGUUCUAAGCCAAAUGUUCAGAAGUUGAAGUGGAUCGUGUCUGGACGCACUGCCCGGCAACUGAGGCACAGUUACUACAGAAUAACUCACCUCCCAACAAUUCCAGAAACGGCUUCUUAGCUGGCAAAUCUGGUUGUUAUCCUCUCUAUACAGAAAAUUUUCCAUUGUUAUAAUUUUCUUCUACAACUGGAGAAUUAAAAUACUGUCUUCAAUAUAAACAAUAUGGGAUUAAAAUAGUAAGGGGAAAAAUGACUGUUGAUCUAGUUAGUGAAUAUUGAAAGGCAUUUACCAUGUACAAUGCACAGCAGUCUCAAGAGAAAGGACUUAGCAAACCUCCAUAUGUUAACACUUUUGUCAAAUUAUUAGCUUAGGAAAGAGAAUCCUCCAAACCUGAAUUUGUAAAAGUAGUUAAUGAAAUAAUAUUUUUUAAAUUACAUAUCACCUCACUGUAGCUUAUUUAAAGUUACAUAAACCCAAGCAGAAGGAUGAAACAAAAAGUUUGCCCCACAGAUGAACAAAUUCAAGUCCUUUUGUUGAUUAAGAAAACAUAGUAUGCACUUGGGUGAUGUACUUACAAAGUGAUACAGGGCAGAGAGUCUCCACAUUAGGUUUCUGAAAAUUGCUGAGGUGUCUCAAUUCUAUAUUUAGUAUUUUAUCUCUAAGCAGUUGGUCCAUUACAAAAUAAUUAUAUGCUUAAAAUAUAUAAACUUGAUCGCCGAUACAUAUACAUUUUUGCCAUCUAAAUUUCUUAAUCAUAGCAAAGAUUUAUCUUUUUUAUGAUUAAGGCUAAAUGUUGGCAGGCGUUGUGGUGCACACCUUUAAUCCCAGCACUCAGGAGGCAGAAGUAGGUGGAAGGUGGAUCUCCGUGAGUUUGAGGCCAGCCUGAUCUACACAGUGAGUUCCAGGACAACUAGAGACCUAUAUAAUAGAGACAGCCUGUCUCAAAAACACCAAAAAAAAAAAAAAAAGAAAAGAAAAAAAAAAGUAAAUGUUGCUGGAAAGAUGGUUCAGCAGGUAACAGUGCUUGCCCCCAAGCCUAACAACCUGACUUCAUUCCCUAGGACCCACAUGGUGGAAGGAGAGAGCAAACUUCCAUAAGUUCUUCUCUGACAUAUGUACAUGCCUCACACACACACACACACACACACCUCAUUGCAACACAAUACUUAUAUGAUCAUGCAUCUUAGAUAACAUCAGUUCACCUUUAGUAGCUCCAAGUAUGUAGGCAGAUUUCUGUUAAAUUGGGUUUAUGUUGUUUGCUUAGGCAGUAGGAUUGCAGUAGCAACAACAACAACAAAAAAAAAAGUUCCUGAAGUCUAUCUCUGCCACUCUGACCAUGAGUUUCAUGGUACAGAAUUUAAGCUAUGAAACCUCAGCACAUCAGCACGUUAGCAGAAUGGUCUCAGUGUUGGGAAAACUGAUUCCAGGUUUGGUAGAGCUAUGCUUAGAUUUGAAUUCACCCACAAAACAUUCAAAUCAAGGCUAAAGAUAGAAAUGUGAAAUAAAACUGUGAACCUUCAUUUUAACAUUGAUCUAACUUCCUAGAUUGGAUCAAUAUAUAUUUAGGUGGUAUUGAAAAUGGUAAACUACUUAAUUUAAAUCUCAAAAUUUAAAUUACGAGGUUUACAUCAAAACCAACAUUUCACAAAUGCACUUUUACGGUAUUAUAAAGGGGUAAUUUAAGCAGUAAAUGGUUUCUUGACACCCAUGGCCAAGUAAUAGCUAAUUUAGAGGUGGGACUUUUAUUGCUAUAUGAGAAUUACAUUUAAACUUGUGGGUGUUUUAUAUAAAGCAGAUCUCACAAGUUUUGAAAUUUUCAUAUUUCUUUUAGAGAAUAGAUUGUUUGUAUCCAUAAUAAAAGAAUAAUUCUACAUAAUUGCUUCUUCAAUCUAGUCCCAUUUGAAAAAAAUUGUUUCUACUGUAUUAAUAACUGGAUGAAUGAUCACUCUGAAAAUGUAUUUAUUGCACUGAAAUUAGUUCAGUCUUGAUAAAGCACUCCAGAAGUUGUUUUUUUUUAAACCACAGACAGUUUUUAUAAAACUGCCUCUGCUUCUAAUGUAUUUUGUUUUAAAAGAAAGAGAGUAAUUUGUAAAACUUCUACUGUGUCUGAAGGGAAGUAAGGAGGCACUCCAUAAGACCACCGAGGUUGUGUUCAGAUUCUCGAUGCUGGCCUUGAAUGUAUCAUCUCCACUGUUAAAUUGUAGGCUCCUCCUCAGUGCACUGUGCAGCCUGAGUCCACUCAGAGUGGCUGUAACCGUUUUGACAUGUAAUGGAUAAUGACUACUGAAAAAUAAACCAAAGAACAGGAGUAUUUCAUCCUUAACCUUUGUAAACUAUGUUUCAUGGAUAACUUUUCGGUUCUUUCUGAAGGCUGAUAUGCCUCCAUUUGAAAACAAUGUUGAUUUUGAGUGACUAAAGUAAACUAACCAACUACCAUUAUGUUUUGACUAAGGAAUAUACCUUUCAAUAAAGUUGUUGAAAUGCAA
This is a messenger RNA of Peromyscus eremicus (cactus mouse), 3490 nucleotides long. It is a transcript of the gene Ccng1, whose product is annotated as cyclin G1. The coding region runs from base 240 to 1124 and encodes 294 amino acids. The record is from RefSeq and is a predicted model, not a curated record. The transcript has 6 exons. Gene Ontology annotation, biological process: mitotic cell cycle phase transition; regulation of cyclin-dependent protein serine/threonine kinase activity. NCBI's taxonomy places the organism in Eukaryota, Metazoa, Chordata, Mammalia, Rodentia, Cricetidae. Gene Ontology annotation, molecular function: cyclin-dependent protein serine/threonine kinase regulator activity. Gene Ontology annotation, cellular component: cyclin-dependent protein kinase holoenzyme complex; cytoplasm; nucleus.